Molecule: messenger RNA, 744 nt
Organism: Orycteropus afer afer
Lineage: Eukaryota; Metazoa; Chordata; Mammalia; Tubulidentata; Orycteropodidae
Gene: PEX11A
Product: peroxisomal biogenesis factor 11 alpha
Exons: 3
Coding region: 1-744 (247 amino acids)
Biological process (GO): regulation of peroxisome size; peroxisome fission
Cellular component (GO): peroxisomal membrane
Source: RefSeq, a predicted model, not a curated record
AUGGACGCCUUCACUCGCUUUACCAACCAGACCCAAGGCCGGGACCGACUCUUCAGAGCCACUCAGUACACAUGCAUGUUGCUUAGAUAUUUGUUAGAACCUAAAGCUGGAAAAGAGAAAGUGGUAAUGAAGCUCAAGAAACUGGAGUCCAGUGUGAGCACUGGCCGUAAAUGGUUCAGACUAGGAAAUGUGGUACAUGCUGUGCAGGCGACUCAGCAGAGCAUUCAUGCCACUGACCUGGUGCCCCGCUUUUGCCUAACAUUAUCCAAUGUAAACCGUGUGGUUUAUUUUAUCUGUGACACUAUCCUCUGGGUGAGAAGUGUAGGGCUUGCCUCUGGCAUCAACAAAGAGAAAUGGAGAAAGUGGGCUGCCCGUCACUACUACUAUUCUCUCCUGCUGAGCCUGGUCAGGGAUUUGUAUGAAAUCUCCUUACAGAUGGAACAGGUUGCACACAUAAUGGCAAAGAAGGAAAAAUCACCAUCCCAGAAUCUUCUUGGACAUAGUGUGGCUGAUGAAGAAACAGAAUGGCUCCAGUCCUUUCUCCUUCUCUUAUUCCGAUCCUUGAAGGCUCAUCCUCCCUUGCUCCUGGAUACAGUGAAGAAUCUUGGUGAUAUCCUGAACCCUUUGAACGAGCUGGGGAUCUGUAAGUCCAAUCCUGGCAUCAUUGGACUUGGAGGUCUUAUGUCUUCUAUAGCAGGCAUAAUCAUUGUGGCAUAUCCUCAGAUGAAGCUGAAGACCCACUAA